Dendroctonus ponderosae (mountain pine beetle) is the source of this 1065-nucleotide messenger RNA. RefSeq names its product general odorant-binding protein 71 (gene Obp59a). The transcript is spliced from 5 exons. Gene Ontology annotation, molecular function: odorant binding. The coding region runs from base 265 to 981 and encodes 238 amino acids. The record is from RefSeq and is a predicted model, not a curated record. Lineage: Eukaryota; Metazoa; Arthropoda; Insecta; Coleoptera; Curculionidae.
UCCAGCAGUUUUAAUGCGUACUUAUUUGGUUGCCAUCAGGAAACAACAAUCUUGUGACUUACCGAACGGAUAUCGAAUCUGACAAAGUUAAAUACAACAAGCGGACCGCUCUAAUUUGCCAUAGAUCCUAUUAUUUGUCAAAUUAACCAAUUAAAACAGCCGUUCCGCUGCUGCCCACCAUAUAAAACCAUAUUUCUCGGCGAAUUCUUUGAAAACGUCCAUUCUGUGGCCGACUUUUCAUGUGAACACCCAGCCAGAGCCAAAAUGAAGCAGCUUUUCAUGGUGGUGCUAACUGCUCUUUGUGCGGUGCAUUGUAAGGGAUUAGAAUGUGGAUUGUCGAAAAUAUCCAGCGAGCACUUUAGGAAAAUCGCCUCCGAGUGCGUGAAGGACAAUGAAACGCUCAACCGAAUAUGGGAGCUCACCUCCGAGGCGUCGAUGGACGACGAGUCUGCAUCAUCUGAUGAAGAAGUUCCGAUCACCCAAGGCAAGGAAGCUCCCAACUUAGAUCUCGGCUCGUCGGCACAAAAGAGCAUGAAGAUGAGCAGGGCGAGCAGAACGAAAAGAUCGCGCAAAAGCUUCAACAACGAGUCCCCGAUGUCCCAAAGGAAACCCUCUCCAACGUCGACCACCACCGAACAAACCACCACAAUUCAAAGCGAAGAAAACGAAGACAACGCGGACGCUAAUAAUGUUGAAGAAUCAGGGGAAGUCUGCAUUUUGCAGUGCAUAUUUGAGAAGCUGGAAAUGACGGACACCAACGGCCUUCCGGACCACAAAAAGUUUGCUGCCGCAUUGGUAGAAUCGGCCACCGGCCGAGAAACUCGAGAUUUCCUACAGGACUCCGUUGAUGAAUGCUUCCAGGAAACCGAAGAAGGGGACUUUGAGAACUCGUGCGAAUACUCCACAAAACUGGUCACCUGCCUUGCAGGAAGAGGAAAGUCCAACUGCGCGGAUUGGCCCGUUGGAGACUUACCAUUUUAGGUCGCUUACCCGUUUUUGAUGUGAAUCUCUUAUUAGUAGCAGUUACUGUUUGUUCUAGUUAGUUGUUACAUGCAUUACCAAAAA